CACCUAGUGUUGGAAGACGAGUUAUUUCCCUUCGUAACAAACAAAAAUGGAAAUAAGUAAACAUACAGUUGAAAGCUUCGUUUCGAAGACGCUUCAUCUUCUUGAAAAAGAGAGAGCUGCAGAAAUAGAAGAGACAAGGUCCUUGACUGAAAAGUUACCAUCAAAGGAGCUUCAGCGUAGGGGUGUAUGUUUAUUGAAGCUGCAUAUAGGAAGUAGAAAGACAGGCUUGUUUGGCAGGGUAAUCCUCAGCUUUGAGACGCAUCUUGAAACCUUACCUUCACAUAGUUUCUCACCAGGAGAUAUUGUUGGAUUGAACAUCUCACAGGGAGACAGCCAGUCAGACAGUCUUGGAUCAGGUCUUGUGACAAGAGUUAGUCAAUCGGCUGUCAAUGUAGCAUUUGAUGAGUCACAUGACCUUUUCUCACUGGAUGAUGGACCAACUGAUUAUUACAAACUAACAAAAUUAGCCAAUGAUGUCACUUACAAACGAUUGAAGAGAACUCUAGAAAAUCUGAACAAGAUCAGACAUGGAGAAUGUGCAAACUUGGUGUCUGUGUUAUUUGAGGAACAGCCCCUCUCACCACCUAACAAUUUACAAGAUCUGAAAUUUAUAAAUGAGAAUCUAGAUGAAUCACAGCAACAGGCUGUCCAGUUUGCACUGGCUCAAAAGGAGUUGGCAGUAGUGCAUGGUCCACCAGGAACGGGGAAAACAACAACAGUCAUUGAGAUUAUACUGCAGGCUGUCAAACAAGGCAAUAAGAUAUUAGCUUGUGCACCUUCCAACAUUGCAGUAGAUAAUCUUGUUGAGAGACUUGCCAAGUGUAAGCAUAGAAUUGUUCGUCUCGGUCACCCAGCUAGGUUACUACCACAUAUACAGAAAUAUUCUCUAGAUGCCAUACUAUCUACAAGUGAUGAGACGAAAUUAGUGGAAGAUGUUAGAAAAGAUUUGGAUAAAACUCUAUCAGGUUUGAAGAAAACCAAAAAUAAAGGAGAAAGACAAAAGUUGAGGGAAGAAAUGAAAUUUCUCCGAAAAGAGUUGCGUCAGCGGGCAGAUGCUGCUACCAGGGACAUUCUCAAACGUGCUGAUGUUGUAUUGGUCACACUUACCAGCGCCACAGAUGAUGGGCCAAUGAAACUUCUGGAAGAAAGUCAUUUUGAUGUGACAAUUAUUGACGAAGUUUCACAAGCUAUGGAAGCCGCUUGCUGGAUCCCGUUGCUGAGGACAAAGAAAUGUAUUCUAGCCGGGGACCAUCUGCAGUUACCACCAACCAUACUGUCAAAUGAAGCCGCUAAAGAAGGACUUGCAGUGACCUUGAUGGAACGUGUCCUUGACCUUUAUGGUGAGAAGGUCAUGAAGAUGUUGACCACACAGUAUAGGAUGAAUGAAAAAAUCAUGCAGUGGUCUUCACACCAGCUGUACGAGUCUAAACUGGUGGCCCACGAGUCUGUGAAACACCAUUUACUCAAAGAUAUGCCAGGUAUUACACAAGAUGAGACGAGUAUAUUACCUCUACUGUAUAUAGACACUGCAGGCUGUGAUCUCAGGGAACUAGACUUACCAGAGGAAAUAUCCAAAGGAAAUGAAGGAGAGGCAGAUCUUGUCAGUGCUAAUGUGGAGAAGUUGUUGUCAUGUGGAGUAAAUCAGGAAGAUAUUGCAGUUAUUGCUCCUUACAAUCUGCAGGUAGAACUUGUUAGGUUACGUCUAGCUAGUAAAUAUCCAAAGAUUGAGGUAAAGUCUGUUGAUGGAUUCCAAGGUAGAGAAAAGGAAGCUGUGAUUAUCUCCCUUGUCAGGAGUAAUAAAAGAGGUGAGGUUGGUUUCCUGUCGGAGAGGAGAAGAAUCAAUGUUGCUGUUACGAGAGCCAGGCGCCAUUUGACUGUGAUAGGGGACAGUGAGACUGUUUGCAAAGAUGACUUUCUCAAGUCGCUGAUAGACUAUCUCAACCUGGAGGCAGAUGUACAGACAGCACAGCAAUAUCUAGAUGAUGGAGUUUUACAGCAGUGUGAUAUCAAUAGACCUGAACAUCUAGAUGAUUUAAUGGUCCUUUCAAAAAAGCAGGGAUCAGACAAAGGGGCCAGGCCGAAGUCGUAUAAACAAAACAUGACAGCAAAACACGGUGAAAGAAGACAAAAGGAAUCCCAACAGCAAGAGAGGAACACUCAAGGAAGCAAGCGAGACCCAGUCAGCGAGGAUGACAGCAGACUGAUAGAGUUACAGGGUCAGAUUGAACAGUUCCUAUCGAACAACGAAGCUGACAUUUUAGAAUUUCCAAGUACGUUGUCAGGAAGGGACAGAUUUCUAGUUCAUGAGGUAGCAGAAAAACAAGGUCUUGCCCAUACAAGUAAAGGAACUGGAGAUGAUAGAUUUAUUGUGGUUACUAAACCAGGUAUCAGAAGUUCAAGUGGAACAACUGUUGAAUCUGGUGAGAAAGGUAGUGUUGAUAAAACAGCAGGAAAAGAGAAUGAGGACAAAGGAGAGAAAGGUAGUGUGGAUCAAACAAUGGAAAAAGACAGUGAGGAUAAAGGAGAGAUAUCUUACCAAAGCAGAAGCAAAAAGAACAAAAAGAAAAAGAAGAACAAUGAAAAUAUAGAAAUUGAUGAAAAUGUUGAAAAUGAUGAAGGCGCAGUUGAUCCACUAGCUAUGGAUGUACCCGGAAAUAGAACUGAUGGAAUGAAAGAAUUCAUUGCACCUCCAUUGACUGAUGGAAAAGUUGUUUGUAAUAUAUGUAAAAAAGAUGUUCUUAAAGCAAAUCUUCAACUGCAUGAGAUUCAUUGUGCUAGAAAAGAAAGAGAUUGCAAACUGAGUAAAGAAGAGAAGGUUGAUGUAAGUAAUAAACAGAAGAAAGAGGUUUCUAAGUCAUCUAAACAUAGAAAAUUUGAUAAAGAAUUAGCAGAAAGAGUUGAAAAGGUUGAUAAAGAUGAUAUAGAUGCUUUGAUUGAAACAGUUCAAAAUAUGGAUAAUUUUUGUUGUUUUAAGAAGUGUAAAACAAGUGUACAGACUCUGUUCCAAUUAUGUGCUCACUGUCAAGGGAGGUAUUGUUUGACACAUCACAUACCUGAGGUUCAUGGCUGCGGGGAAGCUGCACGGGCACAGGCCCGAGCAAGGAUAAGUAAAGAUGGGGUUCUGUACAGAGGAAGCGGAGUGCCUGAGAAAAGACCAGAUUCAACUAAAAAAGCUCAUUUACAUAGAAAACUAGACUCUAAACUGACAGAACUUGCUGCUAAAAGAAAAGGAAAGCCAAAAAAAUAAUAUUGCCUGGAAAUACUGAAUGAGAUGGUAUUCCUUAUUUAUUUUGCUAGGAAGAGCAAGCUCUAGUUGUCACGUUGAUUGCAUAAGAAAUUUAAAUUAGAGUGAAAAUUAUCAUCUUUUGUGCAGAGUUUGGUGUAAAAGCAUAUUCAUUUUCUAGAAAUACUAUAAAAUGAGAAGUUGAAAUGCUUAAUAUAAGAAACACAUUUUUAUUAUCAUUUCGAAAAAAAAAUGGACCAAUGUUUGUGUUCAAAAUAUUAGAUAUAUAGCAAAAAUCCUUGGGCAAGGACUACUUUUACCCAGAAUAAUGUUGCAAAUUAUGAGAGGAUUUGAUUUUUAUUGCAAAAUCUGAUUGAUUUAAACAUUGAAGUGAAACAAGUUUUAAACUUGCUAUCAUUUUGCUUGGUUGUUUUCUGUGCAUCCAGAAGAUCGUCUUAGAUUUUAUUAACUAUAAAAACAUCAGUUUUUGAGUCACCCUAUACUGAAACUCGGUGCUGUUAUGUUUUUUGGUCCUACUUGAUCAUGAAGUCCAUGCAAUAUAGCUGUAAAAUAGAAUUCCAUUUAAAAAAAUCAAUGUGUGAUCAUUCAGUAGAGUAUUUGUUUCAGAACUAAAUAAACUUAUACAAAGUG
Molecule: messenger RNA, 3874 nt
Organism: Mercenaria mercenaria
Lineage: Eukaryota; Metazoa; Mollusca; Bivalvia; Venerida; Veneridae
Product: DNA-binding protein SMUBP-2-like
Exons: 15
Coding region: 47-3247 (1066 amino acids)
Molecular function (GO): ATP binding; 5'-3' DNA helicase activity; ATP hydrolysis activity
Source: RefSeq, a predicted model, not a curated record